Micropterus dolomieu (smallmouth bass) is the source of this 3854-nucleotide messenger RNA. It is a transcript of the gene acvrl1, whose product is annotated as activin A receptor like type 1. Gene Ontology annotation, molecular function: transforming growth factor beta receptor activity, type I; ATP binding; SMAD binding. The transcript is spliced from 10 exons. Lineage: Eukaryota; Metazoa; Chordata; Actinopteri; Centrarchiformes; Centrarchidae. Gene Ontology annotation, biological process: heart development; BMP signaling pathway; angiogenesis. Bases 1374 to 2885 code for a protein of 503 amino acids. The record is from RefSeq and is a predicted model, not a curated record. Gene Ontology annotation, cellular component: plasma membrane; BMP receptor complex.
UUACCGUGUAUGCUGUGAGAGAAAUUAGUUAGCUAUUUCUAUUACAAUACUUGAUGAUAAAACAUGAUGUGCUGCUCACUAACAGCAAGCGAUGGCUAAUCUGUUGCUAGAAAUGUGCCCAUUUUAGAAAUCAUACUUUCAUUUUUAUUUAUAUAUGAAUGGGACUGAGCCUGAGUUGUAUCAGACUUAUUGUUCUACAUUAUUUUUACGUUUCUAAGUUGUGGGAAGAGACUGUCUAACUGGUGUGGUGUUUUUUUCUCAAGCAUAGUAGACUAACAGUGAUUCAGUUCGGUCCUCUACUUAGUGCAUGCUUUUUUGAUUAUAUGUGUAAGUGCAGUUCUGAUCGAGUAACUAAUAGCAAAGAUUGUACAUACAAUUGUGCAGUAGUAUGAGCCAGACCUGUCCUUAUCCUUUAAGCUACAAAAUAGCCAAAGUAGCAUAUAAAGUAUAACAAUAUUGCUAAAAAAAAAACAGUGUAAUCUGUGGUUAUCUAGUUUUGAGGCAAAAUUAGAUCUGUAAACCUGUGUAGCCUGUUAUACUUCAUUGUUCUUUGGGCAGUCACACAGGGGAAAGUGCCAGUGGUAGGUGGCAGCUCUCGGAACCAUUUUGUAUGCUUUUUGGACUUCAGUUAGCCUCUAUGGCAACUGUGUCAUGUGUCUGAAUGCACACUUGUCCACAUUUCUGUCAAUCCAAUUGCACACAUUUUAAGAUUUAAUAUAACCCCCACCUACCUCAGAGGUUGCAGACUAGACCUCAGGCGUUGCAUGUUAUACAGAACACACAGUGCACUCUAAUGAUGUAAGAAGUUGCCAGUAGGCCCAGAUAAAUCCAGAGUCUCAUAGAAACUAAAGAGGCCUAACCACAUUAACCAGUUUAACUGCUCCUACCUCUCAACACCUCUUAAACAACAGCAUUUCCAAAAGUUCCCCCUUCACCAUUGUCGAAAUGAUGGUGAAGAAAGACAUUACAUUUACUCAUUUGGCAGACGCCUAUAUUCAAGGCGACUUACAUUUGAAGAAUAACAUAUGAGCAUCAACAGAGCAUCAAUACAGCACGAUAUCUUCAAGUGACAAUACAUACUAGUAAGGGCAGCAAUAACUACUAGUAAGAGCAAAUAGCUCGUAUGACAUUAAUGGGGUACCUAGGGAAAGAAGUAAGAGUUAACAAAAAAGAAAAGAGCACAGGAAGUGCAUGUCAGAGGUUAGGGGUUAGAGAUGUUAUAAGUGUUUUCGGAAGAAAUGAGUUUUCAAGAGCUUCAGGAGGUUAGAGAAGGACACCCCUGCUCUGAUGCAGGUAGCUCAUUCCACCAUCGUGGUGUCACAGAUGAGAACAGCCGGGACUGAGAUUGCUGAGACCUGAAAAGACCUCAGGAGAUGGGCGGCUGUGCUCUGCUCAAAGUGGUGCUAGUUGGGGCACUUCUGUGGAUUUCUGCAAUCCAUGCAGACUCAGAAGACGAUGGGAAGCUGCUGUGCACAUGCGAGAAUGUCAAAGGCACAUGCGUGAAUGGAACUUGCAGAGGAGACAUCUGCUUCUACACGUGGGUGCAAGGCUUUGAAGAGAGGGGCUGCUUCUCCGCAGCUAACUACAGGGAGCAGUGCUUCACCUCCUUUGAUCGCUUCUUUGUCCAUUGCUGCAAAGAAAACCAUUGCAACGCCUUCACCACACCACCUCCAAAUAUCAAUGGAGAGCCGACAACAACGCCUCCAGAAGUCAAUCGUCCGGAGCUGUGGAUUGCGGUGUCUUUGCUGCUGUUAUUCAUGACUGCCAUUGUGUGUGGCGUGGUGCUGUUCCUGCGCUUCCGGCAUGCACACUGCAAACCGAAAAAUACUGAUGAGCGUAAUGUCACCUUGCUCAAGGUCCCUAAUGGAGAUGACCCCACAUAUGGCGAUAUCUUCGAUGAGUUUUGUACAUCAGGGAGUGGGACAGGCCUGCCGUAUCUGGUUCAAAGGACUAUGGCCAGACAGAUCUCACUUGUCGAGUGUGUCGGUAAAGGCAGGUAUGGGGAGGUGUGGAGGGGAACUUGGAUGGGGGAGAGUGUGGCUGUCAAGAUCUUCUCCUCUAGGGACGAGCAGUCCUGGUUCAGAGAGACAGAAAUCUACAAUACUGUACAGCUGCGACAUGACAACAUACUGGGUUUCAUAGCCUCUGACAUGACAUCAAAGAAUUCCAGCACCCAGCUGUGGCUCGUCACGCACUUUCAUGAGCUGGGCUCGCUCUACGACUUCCUGCAGAACACCAUCUUGGAGCCCGAGAGCUGCCUGAGGAUGUGCUUGUCUGUGGCCUGUGGCCUGGUCCACCUCCACACUGAGAUUGUCAGCUCCCAGGAAAAGCCAGCCAUCGCCCACAGAGACCUGAAAAGCCGAAACAUCCUUGUGAAGCGUAACGGACAGUGCUGCAUCGCUGACCUAGGUUUGGCUGUGAUACACUCUCAGUCCCAUGACUACCUCGAUGUGGGCAACAACCCUCGUGUGGGGACCAAGCGCUACAUGGCCCCUGAGGUGCUGGAUGAGACUAUUCGCAUGGACGUCUUUGAAUCCUACAAGCAAACUGACGUCUGGGCCCUGGGCCUGGUCUUCUGGGAAAUUACCCGCAGGACCGUUGUCAACGGGAUCGUGGAAGAGUACCGUCCUCCCUUCUUUGACCUGGUGCCCUCAGAUCCCAGCUUUGAGGAGAUGAAGAAGGUGGUGUGUGUGGACCAGCAGAGGCCCAGCCUGCACAACAGGCUCCAUUCCCAUCCUAUCCUGUCGGCCAUUGUGAAAAUCAUGAAGGAGUGUUGGUACCAGAACCCACCAGCCCGCCUCACAGCUCUGCGGGUGAGGAAAACACUCUCCAAACUGGACCAUGACAGUGACUUCAGCAUCGAGAAACUCAAGCAGGACGUCUAAACCCGGAGCACCAGGAUGAAACAGGGACACAAGAUUGAAAACGCCUGAAAGGAUUUUGUACCACAUUCCAACAGGACGAGGUGCAUCUCAUUAGCAUAUUUUGAGCUAAUGACUCACACAUUAUAUUAAAACCAUAUGACUUUGAGCGGUAGUGUCUAGACUGGGUCGCACCCAAGGCUAUGUUUUUUUUAUGUGUGUGUAGCCUAAUUUUCAUCUGCCAUAUUUCUAGUGCCUCAAACCAAGAGGCCCCAAAAAGAAAACUAUUAAGAUCAAGGUAGAUCAAGGUAUUUUUCUUUUUGUAAUGUUCAGCUAAUAAAAGUUUAAAUAAGACAUUUCUACAGCAGGAUGAUUAACCGAAUAAUUCACAGGCUGUUAUACACACACAGGGUUUUAGUCAUUAUUGUCUAAAUCCCUCAUCUCCAUGACGAAAAGGAAAAUCUAGCAUAGCACAAGUACUCAUCGUCUUAGCGAGUGGAGGAAUAUGUCAUCCUGGACUGAUAAACAGCAAAAUUGCACUUGUGGUUUUUCCCAUAAUGACUAAAGCUACUGAAAGUCAUGGAGAACACGAAGGCCUUAGUGUUCAUUUACUUUGAAUGCUGAAAGUAUUUAAGUAAUUACAUGCUCAUACCAAGCGCAUUACCUGUUGUGUAAGCAUAUUUAACUUAUAUAGAAUGAACAUUUAUUAUCUGCACACAGACACGUUGAGGUAUUUAGUUGUACAUAUUCUAACAACAUGGACGCUGUUGUCUUGUAUCACCAUUGGGUUUAUUGUAAAUAUAUUUCAAAGGGUGUAUUAUUUUCUAUUAUUCAACCAUGAGACACAUUUUAUAUACUUUUUUUUUUUACAACACAACUUUUUUCAAAUUAUUUUUUUACAUUUUACAAAUGUACCCUCACCCUUACUAUGGUCAGUAAAGGAAUUCACAAAUGCAAUAUUGUAUAUGUUGAAUAAAGGAUUGUAUUUUUGAA